Molecule: messenger RNA, 1232 nt
Organism: Panicum virgatum (switchgrass)
Lineage: Eukaryota; Viridiplantae; Streptophyta; Magnoliopsida; Poales; Poaceae
Product: isoflavone reductase homolog
Exons: 4
Coding region: 125-1048 (307 amino acids)
Molecular function (GO): oxidoreductase activity
Source: RefSeq, a predicted model, not a curated record
ACUGUGGAACACUCAACACAUUUAUUCAUUGAACAUUUCGGAUGCUGCCAUCUACACAAACUAGAAGCCGAAUCAAUCAUCCUCAGAGCCAGUACAGGAACGAAGGGCACCUUCCAGCCACGGCAUGGAGAAGAGCAAGGUUCUUGUCGUGGGUGGCGCGGGCUUCAUCGGCCGGCGGCUUGUCGCGGCGAGCCUGGCACAGGGCCACCCGACUUUCGUCCUGAUGCGGUCGGAGAUCGGCGUCGACGUGGACAAGGUCCAGACGCUGCUGUCCUUCAAGGCCAAGGGGGCGCGCCUGGUGGAGGCGUCGCUCGACGACCACGCGGGGCUCGUCGCCGCCGUGAGGCAGGUGGACGUAGUCGUGUCGGCCUUGUCCGGGACGUACAUCCGCAGCCAGGUCAAGCUCGUCGAGGCGAUCAAGGAGGCUGGGAACGUCAAGCGUUUCCUACCGUCGGAAUUCGGCAUGGACCCGUCGAAGAUGGAGCAUGCUCUUGCGCCAGGAAGAAUUACAUUCGACGACAAGAUGGAGGUACGGAGGGCGAUAGAGGCGGCGAGCAUUCCCCACACCUACAUUUCUUGCAAUUGCUUUGCGGCCUACUUUUGUCCGAACCUCGGCCAAAUCGGCACUCUUCUGCCUCCCAAAGAUAAGGUUCGUGUAUAUGGAGACGGCAAUGUCAAAGUCAUUUUUGUGGAUGAAGAUGAUGCGGCAACAUAUAUAAUCAAGACCCUAGAUGACCCUCGCACCUUGAACAAGUCAAUAUACCUAAGGCCAUCGGAAAACAUCCUUUCUCAGAGUGACCUGAUCGUGAAAUGGGAAAACCUCUCUGGAAAUGUUCUUGAGAAAAUCUACAUUCCAGCUGAUGAGUUCUUGGCUUCAAUGAAAGAUAAGGAUUUUGGCAAUCAAUUCGUAAUGGGACACAUCUACCACAUUUUUUACGAAGGUUGCCGGACAAACUUUGACAUUGGGGAGGACGGAGCAGAAGCAACUCUUCUGUACCCGGAGGUUGAGUACACCCGCAUGGAUGAUUAUAUGAAAAGAUAUGUGUAACUUUUAAUGUUUUUGGUGACGUAUCUUAUCAUAUCAGAAUCCGUAGACACUGUGUCUGGAAUUAUAAGGUGUUACAUUGCACAGUGGCACAUACUAUACUUUGGUUUGUAAUCAAGCUUUCAUAAAGAACGUGCAUAUAUUGGGCAUGUAGACACUUCAAUAAAAAAAUUUGGUUUCUAGUCCA